UUACGCGAUGACGCAACGCGACAACUGCGGGUCCCGAUUGCUGCAGCCGCUUGUCAGUGUGACGAAGAUUGGCACUCAGGUUGGCCGCCUGUCCGUGCUAUUUAUAAUGCCCCAGUGUUUGCAGCAUCUGCAGUGAACGUGAUGGCAGCCCAGUCGGUUUCCAUAGACAAGUAUCCAAAGGGAGAGCAGCAGAUGCAAGGUGUGGUAAAGGUAGACAUCGAGUCUGAGCAUAAGUUUAUUGAGGGGACACUGGUAGAGGCAUCUAGCCCAGCACCCACAGAGCCACAGACACCCAUGGACGCGGACAAGGCCUCCAUAUAUCGGCAUCCCCUGUUCCCUCUCUUGGCCCUGCUGUUUGAGAAGUGUGAACAGUCCACGCUGAGCUCUGAUUGCAUCACCUCGGCGAGCUUUGAUGUGGACAUUGAGAACUUUGUCCGCAAUCAGGAGAAGGAGGGCAAACCUUUUUUCAGCGAGGACCCUGAACUUGACAAUUUGAUGGUGAAAGCCAUCCAAGUGCUGCGGAUCCACCUGCUGGAGCUGGAGAAGGUGAGUGACCUGUGUAAGGACUUCUGCAGCCGCUACAUCGCCUGCCUCAAGACUAAGAUGAACAGUGAAACUCUGCUGAGUGGAGAGCCAGGGAGCCCGUAUUCCCCCGUACAAAGCCAGGUCCAGGGCUUUUCACCCACCAAGACUCCGACCUCCGGCUCUAUCUCAGGGACCAUCAGUCCCCAGGGUCAAAUUGUGGUGCCAGCAUCAGCCCUGCAGCAAGGGAACGUUACCGUGACAGCUGUCAACCCCACCCAGGUGGUCGCAGGUAUGUCACCAUGGCAUACAACCCCUCCCUCAGGUGGCACAGUGUUCCAGCCUGUUACAGUCGUCACGCCUCAGGGCCAGGUGGUAACACAGGCUCUGUCUCCUGGGACAAUACGCGUCCAAAACAAUCAGCUCCAGCUGCAGUUUCACCAGGACUUGAACCUCUUUAAUCAUGACGACAACUCAACCAAGAACAAACGUGGCGUUCUACCCAAGCACGCCACCAAUGUCAUGCGCUCGUGGCUCUUCCAGCACAUUGGGCACCCAUAUCCAACAGAGGAUGAAAAGAAACAAAUUGCCACACAGACAAAUUUGACACUUCUGCAGGUCAACAACUGGUUUAUAAAUGCACGGAGGCGGAUCCUGCAGCCAAUGUUGGACGCCAGCUCCUCUGAGACACCAAAAGCCAAGAAGAAGACCCCGCAAAACCGACCACUGCAGCGCUUCUGGCCUGACUCGAUUGCUGGAGGAGGAGGUGCCCAGCAGCAAGUCACCAUGCCAGAUGGAACAAUGGUAACGAUGAACAUGGAGGGCCUGCAGAGCCUGACGUCAGACGGUGCCACACUGGCAGUACAGCAGGUGAUGCUUGGAGGCCACAGUGAGGACGAGUCGGGGGACAGCGGAGAUGAGGACGAUGACACAGACAUGGCUGGGCUGGGCCUGGACAACAGCGACUCGUUGCAGUAGAGGACACACUCCCUCACACUCUGAUCUACACAUACACACAAGACAUGCAUAACUAGGUCUACAGAUUAAAUGUGUUUUUUCCAACACACAAUGAAUCGUAGUACAAAAAGACAGACACAUUAGGUUUACAUAGAGCACAAAACUACAGGACGUAACAGUCCUGCACUCUUCCAAUCCUCCACCCUGCUGAACGGCAGUUUAUGCUGCUUGUGUGUACAUCAGGAGUUUCAUUUCAGAAACUGUUUUUUAAUGAUUUAAUUGAUGUAUGCGAGUGCACUUUUUUUUGUAUAUUUAAGCUCUAAAAGAUUAAAUCAAACAGACAGAAGAAAAAGAAGUGUUAAAACACUCAAAGCAAGUUUGUAUGCUCCGUUAAAAAUGUUGACUGAUUUAUGUUUUUUCUUUCUCUGCCCCUGUUCCCCAUCCCCAGUUGAAUUCUCAUUUUGGAUGCCAACAAUUUUAAAGUUGUAUCUGUAAGGGUUUGUCUUCACUUUUUGCAUGCUUGUGUUUUGAGUAGAUGUGCGCACUCUUGCGACUGACUCCACGGCUAUCACAAUGGGCCCCUGCAAACCAAGCAGAGCCCCGAGUGGAGAGAUUGAAAAAUAAGGAGAGAUGCUUAUUUUUAUAUACAAACAUAUGGAAUUAGUGUUUUCUUUCAUUUUUGUGUUCUCCUGUUUUGUAAGGAAUAUUUAUGUACAGAUUCAUAAUUAAAGCUAGCAACCCUGUUUUCCAGGGUUCUUUGAAGUUUUCUAAAAAAAACAGUAAAAGGAAUUGAAUGCUGAUGAAAAUUGCUAUUUAAAUUGGUUUUAAACUUACAAUACUAACAAGGCCUUACCUGUGUUCUUUUCUUAAGAAUUCUUGCUAAGAAGCACAAAAAAAGACUGACUGUUGGUGAAAUAGGUCAAAAGGACACUAAACUGCAGAACACUUGCGUGCUUCUAUUAAGCAUCGUUAAUAAUUUUACUGUGUAACUUCCCAGUUACCUGGGGUCUCAUUUAUAACCGAUGCGUACGCACAAAACGAGAGAUCCUACAGAAGUUGGGAUCUGUAAAAACAACCUUUAUGGAUGAAUGUGCGCACCUGCAAGGAAACUCUGACCCAACCCAUGCAUUGAAACAUUUUGGAUUUGGGAAAUUGGUGAUGCAGAUGGUGAGGUGGUGAAUUGAAGUCAGAUUGUAGAAAUUAAAUGUUAAAGGAAUCGUAUGUAUAAUGUCUCUCACACAUCAUAUUUCACAUCAUAUCACAUGUUGAUUAUAGACCCACCUUAACAGAAACAUUCAGUCCAAGCCAACUCAAAUCUUAAAUCCAAUUUUGCUCAAUAACUCAUCAAUGCUGUAUCACUAUCCCAUCUCACCCUAGGAGCACAGAGAAGAGGGCCUGACUGUAUGAAGCUGACAAUCAUGGCCAGCUGUGGAGUGCAUUGUAGCUGUUGAAAUGCACACAUCAAAUAGUAUUAAAGAAUUGCAGAACAGGGUGUCAGUAGUUUUUAAUAUCUUCUAAUACUGUGCAUAUAUCACCAAGUAAAAUUUCAGUUUUCAUUUUUUUUUUUUCUUUUCAUUUUUUGUGUGUAAAGUGGCUGCUGUGAACACAACUGUGCUGUCACUGGAGACACUGGUGGCUGCCACACACACAUUGCCUUCUCCAGUCACCUCAACUGCCACAUCUUCGCCACCUGCACAUAUGGACUGUGUAAAUGAACAGUCUGGAAAUAAAGCCAGUGUCAGGUCUCACACUAUCAUUACACUCCUGAGUCCUAAUAAUAAUAAUAAUAAUAAUGCAGGCCAACCUCAUCAUAACAAAGUUAAAUAAAUAAAAAUGGUCACCUAUCGAACUUCCACUUUAAAUGAUAUCCCAGGGUCGGGGAUACCACUGAUUGUUGCCAUCAUUUUGGCAGGGUGUGAGGCGAUCAGUCUGAUUGUUGUAAAUAUAUAACACUGCAGUUGUUGCCAUGAACCCACAUGAUCAACAGGCUCAUUUCUGUGCAUCAACAUUCAUGAGGUGCUUUGCACUUACCAUUUAUGGUUGAAUGUGGGUGUGUAGAAGGUGGGAUAUGAGGCUGAUUCACAUGCGAACAAUUCCAAUUCGUUUUAGGAUUUAUAAAAGAAAACCACGCACUGGCAGGGAUAUGCACGGUUUUAUAAAUCAGAAUAUUUUUUUGGCGCACACCAUUUUCAGCUUUUGUCCACACAUAUACUUUUGGUAUGGAUCCUACGCACUGUUUUAUAAAUGAGACCCCUGAGGAGUUAUCCUUCACAGUAAGCUGACUGCAGUGCUCAUAUGUUUUUAAAUAUAGCUCCAGUUUUACCCUCAUUGUGUAUACCAUACAUUAGUCUUUUAAUCAUUUUACAGUAGUUGCGUACUUUCUUAAAUGCACAAUCCAGAACACUAUGCUAAUCACACAAUCACAAGGAUCUAAGUCAACACAGCAAGAUAUGAACUGUAUUAACAAGAAGCAGUGGACUUUUUGCACGCAUUAAACUUUAAUUUAUGUACACAUACUGCAUUGAAAACAAAGAACAGUUGGAAAGUUGAGCUCCUUGUCCAUUUUCUGCCUGAAGGACUGGGACUAAGUGCUGCAGCCUCUGUUGGUCCCCCUGCCACUACACACACGUAGUGAAAGAUUGGAAAUCUCCUUAUCAAUAUGUACUUCACAAAUUGGGGUGCCUCUCAUUUUGAAUAUCUGUAAUAUUGUACUGUACAACUGUCAAUAGUUGGAGUAAUCUGGUCCAUAUCCCACUCGUAAAGUUGAGACUUGAAAUGGUUAAUUUCAUGCAACCUGAGGGUGUAGUGACUCUGGGUGGGUCCUUGCUGAGCUCUCAGUUCCUCACGUGCGUCUGUCUUGCUUUUUAUGAAGCGUUCACUUUUUCUUGUUUUGCCUUAGAGCUUUAUAUUUUGGAAUAAAUGAUGCCUAACUCUCUCCUGUGCACUGUCUCUUUGCCCUGUCAGCUUUGUCCCCAAACAGGUUUUGUGUGGAUCAAAGGCUCGGCCAUUUUGGUUGGAUCUCUAUAGUUUUCUUUCUUGUCAAAUGUGUAAACAUCCAAACAGAAUCCUGUGAGAAGAAACGAGCUGCCUCAGUUGUCUGUGCUCAGAGUUGGAGAAUUUAGAGCCUCUUCUCUCUGAAAGAAAACAUAGAAGUAGACAAUUUUAACACAAAUGGACACAGACAUGGAAACAUGGGGGUAAUGAUCCAGAUCUCUGGUAACAUGCUAGUUGCAACUGGCCAGAUCUAGAUCUUUUUCCAGCCCUCCUGGCCAAGCAUGGUUCCAACACUUGAGUUUUAAAAUUUCUACAACUUUAAUUUGGGCUAGGUGAUAUAAAAAUUAUGUACGAUAUAUUCAUACAAUUUCAAGCAAGAUAGAGUUCACCAGCAACACCAAGAGAGACACAGAGCUGCUACUCUAUUUAAUCUUUCGGUUAAGUAGUCUACAGUGAGACAUCCAAUGCUACGCUAAAUCAGUCUAUGAGAUGAAUAAAAUGACUGCAGCAGCACACACGCAAUACAGCGCUGCAUGUGUGGGAAGCAGAGCUCCUUGAUUGUCAGGUGAGUGUUUGUUUGCUAGUUUUUGUGUGAGGUGGAUCAUAGUGCAUCUCUGUUCUUAGUAGUUGUAGUCUAUUGUGUAACACUAAGACAGCGCCUGGAUGCAGGCGACAGAUGGUUUUUAAAAAAUGCAAAAAUACCGACAUUUCAUAUACAAGCCGUAUAUAACGCGUACAAACUGUCUCUGGCUCCUACCCUCCCUCUGCCUCUGUUGAUGCUAUGUGCAUAAAUGAGUUUUAUAGCCUAAAUAAAUAAAAAAAAAAAAUAUUUAACUCAUUUUCCAGUACUAGAUUCAUUUGAAAGCCCAUAGAAAAUAGCUUCUUACUCCCCCCACAAAGAUUUUGAAUUGCCACUUACUUGAUACUAAAUACUCAUGUUUUGUGUCCUGUGCUGCAAACCUCUGCCUCUGUAGCUCACGUGCUAUGAGCAAAAAAUUAACGCACAGCCCUGUUAUUUAUUUUAUGUCAUUUUUAAUUUACAUGUUGUGCAGCUGUAUAUUUUCAAACGGGAAAAAACUGUCUGCACUUUAUUAUGAUCACAGUCUGUUUGUUUUUUAAAGUGCUUGUGACAUCUAGAAUGUUACUUUGACUUGCAACUGAAGAUGUGGAGAAUACUGAGAUAUAUGUUUUGCAUUGCCAUUUGGCCUGAAAAUACUGAGGUGAAUUUUUAUCCAUAUCACCCAGCCCUACUGUCAAAUAUGCAGAAUUUUGUAAAAUGAUUUGUGUGGAUAUUUUCUAUAAAAAGUAAAACAUUGCACCCUGGGUUUGAAAAUGCAGAAUAUACAAUCAACAGUCAUAGUGUAAAGUCAGAUUUCUCUAUGAACUUGAGGGGACUUUUCAGGCAGGUAAAUUGUAAUGAGGGAAUAAGCAACAAUGAACAUAUAAGAAAGUCAUUCAACAGCUGUUUACUCACAAACUCUUGCAGGUGAUUUUCACUAUUCCCAUAGUGAGAAGUUUGUUUCAGUGUGGUGUGUGAGAGGGGGCCCAGUUUAUGUACUCGUAUCACAAAAUCUUAAUGAUGAAAGGGACCAGGUGUCAAGUGUACCAUUUCAAAGCUUUUACUACAUUAACAACAGCCUGAGUUCAGCUGUCCUUGGAUUCCUUAAGGAGGAGAACCAGCUGUUGAUCAAACACCACACAAAAGGUCACCAACAGCUGGAACCCUGCAGUGGUCACUCAGACAAACUGAAGAAACAGUGAAGUGUUUAAUUGCAGUUUUUGUUUACAUUUUUAAAUUCUGUAUUAAAGGGGCGGCAGUAGCUCAGUCCAUAGGGACUUGGGUUGGGAACCGGAGGGUCGCCUGUUCAAGUCCCCGUCCGGACCAAAAUAUGGAGCGUGGACUGGUAGCUGGAGAGGUGCCAGUUCACCCCCUGGGCACUGCCGAGGUGCUCCUGAGCAAGGCACCGAA
Molecule: messenger RNA, 6442 nt
Organism: Epinephelus moara (kelp grouper)
Lineage: Eukaryota; Metazoa; Chordata; Actinopteri; Perciformes; Serranidae
Gene: pknox1.1
Product: pbx/knotted 1 homeobox 1.1
Exons: 11
Coding region: 142-1500 (452 amino acids)
Biological process (GO): angiogenesis; regulation of transcription by RNA polymerase II
Molecular function (GO): RNA polymerase II cis-regulatory region sequence-specific DNA binding; DNA-binding transcription factor activity, RNA polymerase II-specific
Source: RefSeq, a predicted model, not a curated record